This is a messenger RNA of Amphibalanus amphitrite, 2057 nucleotides long. RefSeq names its product elongation factor Tu, mitochondrial-like. The record is from RefSeq and is a predicted model, not a curated record. The transcript has 3 exons. Lineage: Eukaryota; Metazoa; Arthropoda; Thecostraca; Balanomorpha; Balanidae. Gene Ontology annotation, biological process: mitochondrial translational elongation. Gene Ontology annotation, cellular component: mitochondrion. Bases 205 to 1665 code for a protein of 486 amino acids. Gene Ontology annotation, molecular function: GTPase activity; GTP binding; translation elongation factor activity.
UUGCUUGUUUUGAAGUCAAAGUGAUACAUGUGUUGGACGCAAGAGCCAAGCUGCUACGCGCCCUAACCCAGAACAACAACAACGUGAUACAUGUGGGAUAAAUAGGUCCUACAUAAGUUUUUCAGGCAUUGGCCUGAUGGUCUUUUUGUCCGAUCUCUGACCAUAUCUUACCUGGCUCUGGAUCCUCGGAACAAGGUCUGCAUAAUGUCUGCUAGUUUGAGCCGCUGUCUCAUGGCAGCUGUUCAGCUUCACCUUCAGCACAGGGCCCUCAGACUGUUGUCAUGUGCUGGAUCAAGCCAGUCAAAUUUGCUAGCUAAAUAUGGUUCUUAUACCAAUUGGUCAUGGAGAAGGUGGAAGACUACCAAUUCUAAAAUUCCUCAGAAGUCUGGAGGACCAGCAGAUGAGUCCAAAUCAGAGCUUCCCCACGUGAACGUGGGCACCAUCGGUCACGUAGACCACGGCAAGACGACGCUGACAGCGGCCAUUACACGUGUGCUGGGCGCGCACCAGCAGAGUGAGUACGUGCCGUUCGACCAGAUCGACCGCGCGCCGGAGGAGCGACGGCGGGGUGUCACCAUCAACGCGGCACACGUGCAGUACAGCAGCGGACGCCGCCACUACGCGCACACAGACUGCCCCGGACACGCCGACUAUGUGAAAAACAUGAUCUGUGGCACGUCUCAGAUGGAUGGCGCCAUCCUUGUGGUGGCUGCCAACGAUGGUCAGAUGCCGCAGACACGCGAACAUCUUCUGCUGGCGCGGCAGAUCGGUGUUGACAAGAUCGUCGUGUUUGUCAACAAAGCGGAUCUGGUGGACGAGGAGGUGCUGGAGCUGGUCGAGCUUGAGAUGCGCGAGCUGCUCGAUAAUUUCGGGUUUGACGGCUCAACCACGCCGUUUGUGAUCGGCUCGGCGCUGCAGGCGCUGAACGGCGGUGACGGGGAGCUCGGCGAACCCUCCAUUUGGCGGCUGGUGGAGGCCCUGGACGAGCACGUGCCUAUACCGGAGCGAGACCGAGCCGCGCCGUUCCUUAUGCCCGUCGAGAGUGGGUUCACCGUGCCCGGCCGCGGCACUGUGGUGGUCGGCACGCUCAAACAGGGCGUCCUGAAGCGACGCGUGGACGCCGAGCUGGUCGGUUUCGACACUCGCAUCAAGACGGUCGCCACCGAUAUCCAGGUGUUCAAGAAGUCGGUGCCGCAGAUCGAAGCCGGCGAGCACGCAGGUGUACUCCUGCGGGGAGUCCCCGUGUCUGCAGUGAAGCGUGGUAUGUCUCUGACGCCUCCCGGGGCGUUCGACACGUCUAACGUGCUGUGGGCUCGACUCUACCUCCUGGAGCGCAGCGAGGGCGGCCGUAGCAAACCCAUCACGUCCAGCUACGUACAGCAGCUGUUCUGCGAGACGUGGACGGUCGGCUGCCGGGUGAUGCUACCUCCCGGGACGGAGAUGAUGCUGCCCGGAGACGCCGGCCGGGUCAGUCUGCUGCUGCCGCGGCAGAUGCUGGCGAGGCGCGGUCACCAUUUCACACUCCGCGAGAACGGAGUCACCGUGGCGACUGGCGUGAUCACGGGCGUGAGGCCACCAGUGCGGGUGCUUGGCGUGGACAAAUUGAUAGAGGUGACGCCGGAGCAGAUUGACUUUGAGCCAGAUGAUUCGGCACCCGUCAGCUGAGUUAGAGAGUGGUGUGUGCGGUGUGGGAUGAGUGGAAAAAAUACGCAUGGGGCGACAUCUGUUCCAGCAAUGGUGGUGCCACCUAGUUACUUUGACAUGGUGUGUGGUAGAGGUGGCAAAAUGUGGACCCGAGGACCCGGUCCAAAGAACCUGUCUGGACCCGUAUGGGUCCAAACCGGUUCCUGGAAAUUUUCUGACGGGUCCAACCGGGUCCUACCAUAAACUAUACAUCUUACACACUACACAUUAUUGCAAAAUAUGAAGCGAAUGAAGUGAAUGUUUCCUUGCACACAGUAGUUCAUGAGCGUUCCCAGUGGGAAAUAGGCUGUUUUACAUGAUGCAACUAAUGAUUCCUACAAGUAGAUUGGAUUAAUUGACUUUUGGGGAACGGG